GGAUGUUUCUGGAGGGGGUGGGUUUCUACGAGGCUUGAUGCAUCCCUUUAACAUGAGAUCAGCAUGAGAACAAUCAGAACCAAAACAGCCUCUCCUCCAGCAGCAUCUUGCCAGCAACGCCCUGCAUCCCAGACCGGCGUGCGCACCACACAGACGCACUAACCGGCGAGAGGAGGACGGAGACUGCUAUCGAGCUGAUGCUGCUGAAGCAUCUGCAGCGCUGUUUGGCUGUCUUUUUCCUCAGUGUGUGUGUGCGUGCGUGUGUGUGUGUUUGCUUCCAGAUGUCAGGGGAGACUGAAGAUUGCCAUCAACGCCGCUGCUGAGGAUGUAUAUGAGCAGGCUGCUUCGACGGACGGAUGGAAUAAUCUUUGCGAGGGAAAACAUGACAGGCACCCCCCCGGCGGUUCUCCGGGACGCAGUGAUAGUUUGAGGGCCGGACAUGAUUUUAAUCUCAGGGGUUGCUGUAGUGGAUGCGGGAUGAUGCGCGCCGCACCCCGAGAGAUAUUGAUAAGGAGAACACAGCUCGGUCCUUCAGUGUCCCACAAAAGAUCUUUCCUGGACUGUGGCGCACAGUGAGCAUCUUCAUUGUUUCUCUUUUUUGUUCUUUCUUUCGUUUGUUUUUGGGGACUGAUGUGGAAGGAUUGGGCUGUUUUGACUAAAGGGAUCCGCUGAGCACUGUUGCUCUCACCGGGAGAGGGGAAAGAGAACCAGGGCUGAGCUGCUCACCUGGUCAUUUCAACACACUGAUAAUAACCUUUCAGCAUGGCCGAGAGGACGAUGGAGCAGGGCUCGGUCAGCAUCCCCAUGGAGGAGACCAAGCUUCACGGCGGUGCUCCCCAGGAGGCGCCGCUUCUCACCCACCUGAAGAAAGUGGAGAACCACAUAACCGAGGCCCAGCGCUUCUCCCACCUCCCACGCCGCUCUGCCGUGGACCUGGAGUUCAAUGAGCUCUCAUACACCAUCCGAGAGGGUCCCUGGUGGAGGAGGAGAGGUUACAAAGCUCUCCUCAAGUGUCUGUCGGGAAGAUUCAACAGCAGAGAGCUGAUUGGCAUCAUGGGGCCUUCUGGAGCUGGAAAAUCCACUUUGAUGAAUAUUCUGGCGGGUUACAGGGAGACGGGCAUGAAGGGCACCAUCCUGGUGAACGGCCGGCCGAGGGACCUGAGGACGUUCAGGAAGAUGUCCUGCUACAUCAUGCAGGAUGACAUGCUGCUGCCGCACCUCACUGCGAGGGAAGCCAUGAUGGUUUCUGCGAAUCUGAAACUGAACGAGAGCAUGCAGGUCAAAAAAGAACUUGUGGAUGAGAUCCUGACAGCUCUGGGCCUCCAAGAAUGUGCUCAGACACGCACCAUCUCCCUGUCUGGAGGCCAGUGUAAAAGACUGGCCAUCGCCUUGGAGCUGGUCAACAAUCCACCUGUCAUGUUCUUCGAUGAGCCCACCAGCGGGCUGGACAGUGCGUCCUGCUUCCAGGUUGUUUCCCUCAUGAAGUCUCUGGCUCAGGGAGGACGGACAAUCAUCUGCACCAUUCAUCAGCCCAGUGCCAAGCUCUUUGAGAUGUUUGAUAAGCUGUACAUCCUCAGUCAGGGUCAGUGCAUAUACAAGGGCACAGUCCCUUACCUCAUCCCUUAUCUGAAGAACCUGGGCCUCCACUGCCCGACGUAUCACAAUCCUGCUGAUUUCAUCAUUGAGGUGGCGUCAGGGGAAUAUGGAGACCUGAACCCAGUGCUGUUUGAGGCGGUGCAGGGUGGUCUGUGCUCAGAGGAGGGCAAGAAGAACUCCAGAGAUAAAAGUGACUCCUCCUGUCCCUCUCAGUGUCACAGUGACACAGGAACCCUUGAGAAGCAUAGCUUUGCCACCAGUACCUUCACACAGUUCUGCAUCCUCUUCAAAAGAACUUUCAUUACGAUAUGCAGGGACAUGGUGCUGACCCACCUCAGGGUGAUGUCACAUCUGUCUAUCGGAGUGCUGAUCGGCCUGCUGUAUCUCAAAAUUGGAAACGAUGCCAGCAAAGUGUUCAACAACACCGGCUUCCUCUUCUUCUCCAUGCUGUUCCUCAUGUUUGCUGCUCUGAUGCCCACAGUACUAACGUUUCCUCUGGAGAUGUCUGUGUUUGUGAGGGAACAUCUCAACUACUGGUACAGUCUGAAGGCCUAUUACUUGGCCAAAACCAUGGCAGACAUACCAUUCCAGGUGAUUUGUCCAAUCAUGUACUGUAGUAUAGUGUACUGGAUGACUGAACAGCCUCCAGAGGCAGGUCGCUAUCUGCUCUUUAUGGCCUUGUCCACGUCCACGGCCCUGGUAGCUCAGUCUCUAGGUCUGCUUAUAGGAGCUGCAUCCACAUCUCUGCAGGUAGCAACAUUCGUGGGUCCUGUCACAGCCAUACCUGUCCUCCUCUUCUCCGGCUUCUUUGUCAAUUUUGACACCAUUCCCAAAUACCUGCAGUGGAGCUCUUACGUGUCCUAUGUCAGGUAUGGCUUUGAGGGUGUCAUACUCUCCAUCUAUGGGAUGAACCGGUCUGAACUGGAGUGUCCGGACCCAGUGUGUAAAUUUCAAAAGCCAGAGGAGGUCCUGCAGCUGCUGGAUGUGGAGGAUGCAAAGCUUUACGUGGACUUCAUGGUGCUGGGGGUUUUCUUCCUGAUCCUCAGACUGGCCACUUACCUGGUUCUGCGCUACAAAGUCAAAUCGGAGCGUUAAAAGGCCACCACCGUUGGAUCUGGAUACUCGUGCAUAUCCCGGCAGUGUGAGAUAGCAAGAAAACAUAUAGUGUCUCUUCCUCUGUCUCUACUUCACACACAUGUAGAAAGACAUACACAAACCCGGCACAUACAAUCAGAAGGCUGUGCUACACCAUUACCCAAACUGUACAGUAAAAACAGACUGAAACAGUUUGUUGUUGAAGAAGUUCAGAUUGUAAAGUGUUGUUCUGUCUACCAGGUAAUAGUACUUCUUAAACCACUAUUACCUUCCAAAAAUAAAAUAUAGUAAAAUACAAAUAUUGUGUAAUUGCACCAUAAAUGAGCAAAAUACCCAACAAAAGUAACAGAAAGCAUGUUUCAUUAAACUGAGAAAUUUGGAUUUGUAUUCUUUGGCCACUCCAGGAGCAUUUCAUUUGACUCAUGAGCUUAUGAGGAGCCAUAAGAACCAUCUUGGUGCAGGAGUGUCCAGUAACUUGUAGCUUCUCAAUCCAGUGCCUAAAAAGGUUCAGAAUCCCGAUAAUCGAUACCUAAUUGGACAGCAUCAAACACAAGCGGUUCCCUUUUAUUGCCAUCGGAGAAGGGGAACUUUCCAUUCCAGAUCGUGUGGAUUAUCUCUCUCUGCUGACGAUCUUAUCAGGUAUCUUUACUAAGAUGCUGAACAUGCUGACUUGUCUUUAUGGAAUACAACCCAAACAAACCGACUGCCAGUGGAUGACGUUCCUUGCUUUCCAUCUCUAGUGUGGAUCAUUUUUGCAGGCCUUCUGCCCGACCACCGAUGGCUGCAGAACAUUUGGAUGAAGCGCUUGUAAAAAUGUGCAGUGUGUCUUAUACAGCGGCUGAUGUGGACUCACCCUGCGACCAGGCCUACAAGUCCUUACCCGUCCCUUAUUACUAUGUGUUUGUUUCUGCCAUAACUGAGGGAACAUUCAGUGAACUGGGAGCAAAAUGUGAAAACGAGUAAGCAUUUUCCAACCUGAGGCAGAGGGUGGUGAGAGAGUGGUGUUUUAGGUGAAGUGCAAUAGCAUUAUACUACGGUGAAAAAAAAGUGGUGUUUGUCCAAUCGGUGUCGCUCUUUUGACACAAAUUCUUUAAAAUGCUUGUUUCCACUCGUUGUAUGACUCUUUAGCUGCCUCCUCCCUGAGCUACGAAAGGAAGUAACCUGGUUCUUUCCUUCCCUCUCUCUGCUUUGCUGAUGUCUGACAGAUGUGUGUCGUCCAAAACAAUGCUAGAUACUUGAAGUGCUGGCUGGGCAGUUUUUGUGCCUCUGAACUAGAAUGAUUUGAGUUUCCUCUGCUUUAUUGUUUGCACAUACACCUUAUGUCUACAUACAUAUGCUCUUUCUAACACACACAUACACGCACACCUACACACACACAAACACACAUUCACCUUGGCAAUGUUUAGAAGAGCCUCUCCUAGUCACAAGGCAAUGCAAAUAUUUUCCAAUAGACUUGCUAUGAAAUAUUUCUUACUCAAACUAUGCUACUUAGUAAUCCUUAUUAUAAUGCAUAAAAUAAUGUGAGUAUAUAAUCAAUGAUUGUACAGUGAAUAUGUCAUGCUGUAAACAAAUGUACAUUUGCACUUUUCAGUGUACGUUUCUUCUUUUUUUAUUUAUUUGUAUUUAAUUUUAUUUUUAUAUAUCUACGAGACGAGUGCUGCUUGAGAGUUUAACGGGAAAAACAGCAACUGAAUGUUGCAUGUUCACUUUAGGAAUGAAAAUUCAGAGUAUAACAUAAUGACUUUAGUUCCUCAUCCAAAUGCAUUGUGUGCAUCCUGCCUUGUUUGAGGAGAUGCAGGUCCUCUGCUCUCCGCUGAACGGAAGUGUGUAUCUGGAAUCAAGCGUGCGUCACUGAUGUAGAUUAAAAAAGGAGAGAAACAAGAGCGGGAAGGUAGCUGAGUGUGAAAGGUGACAGAUGGAAGAAGGCAAGGAUAAACAACAGUCAACCAAAUGUGUCAUCAUGUAGCUGAAGGGAGCAGUUUGAUCAAUAAUCUAUGAUCAACUUCACUGUCAGAGAGAAAACUGCAGCAGCUGAGGUUGGGAUUCUGUCAUUAAUAGCAAUAGUCAACACUGCAAUGUUUUACUGUUAUACCUCCCACUUCUGCUGCAUCAAUCAGUUUGUACACUGAAAUAAUUUGAGUCCUUUUGUUCCUAUUAUGUGCAAUAACCAUCCAAAGGUAUUCCAACUCUAUGAGACCAACGUCAUGGAGGGAAAUUGUGACACUGCAAUCAGAACUUUUUAGUUGUGUUUUUGUUGCUCCUGUUCAGUAACAUAAGCUAAUGUAGUCUACUGGAUUGUCGUAAUGAUUUCAUUUGAGAGACGAAAGAGGGGAAUAACGCCAUCGGGCCAAUGUUGCCAUAUUCGUCAAGAUAAUUGGUUCCCAAGUUAGUGCAGGAAAAAUUGUAGUACGGGGGAAAACGUUGCAUAAGUCAGUUUUUCUGCCGUCACAGAGGAUGUGUUGUUUCAAGCUCCCCCGACUUCGAUCAAAAGCCAUGAGUUGUAAGCUGACCUGUGGGUAUGACUGAAUUUGAAUAAAACUGCAGGAAAACAAACGGCUCCAGCCCACGAACAAAGCAGGGAUAAUUAGCAACACUGAAGUCAUUAAGCAGUCUGGAGAAAGUCUUUGGCCUGAGGUCUAAAGGCCUGUGUUACCAAAGAAGAAAGCAAAUCAUCCUUCUCUUGCCGCAAAAUGUGGAAAAUGCCGGGUGAAAUGCCCAAUGUUCUAAUUCAUUUUCUGACCAAAGAAAGUGCUCUGAAAACUCAAAGUUUGUAGCCAUUCAGGUCCCACUAGUUUUCCUCAUUUCUGAGAUUUGUUUGCCAGUGUCUCUUCCAGGUCUAAACAUUGACAGUUAUUGAUGGUCACGAUUUGGCUCCAGUGGAGAUACUAAAUAACUGAAUCUUGAUCAAAUGUAACCAUGGAUAUACAUUACGAAGAAGCCUUGCAAGUAAUACUCCAGGAUGCAGCUGGUGAGCGCAUGUUCAAUUCAAAAAGGUUUUUUCAGUCUCUCUUGUUUUAUUCAUCAUUUCACUGUCUCAUCUGUCUCUCAUAAUAAGCCACCAGACUUAAGUGCACUCUAUCAUGCAUGGUAAGUAACAAUAUCCAGGCUAUCCCUGCAGAAAGAUUUGAUUUUCUGAUUGAAAAUUAAUGAUGGAAUUAAGGCUGUAUUACACAGAUUGUUCUUUUUUCUUGUUUGUUUUAUCUAAUAUAAUUUGUUUAUCAUUUGCAGUUUGAUUUACGACAACUAAAAAAAAUGCAAGUUCUGUAUACUGAACACUGUUUCAAGGAUUAUAAUAAAGAUAAUUUAUAACCUUU
Acanthochromis polyacanthus (spiny chromis) is the source of this 6005-nucleotide messenger RNA. RefSeq names its product ATP-binding cassette, sub-family G (WHITE), member 4a (gene abcg4a). The coding region runs from base 763 to 2691 and encodes 642 amino acids. NCBI's taxonomy places the organism in Eukaryota, Metazoa, Chordata, Actinopteri, Pomacentridae. The record is from RefSeq and is a predicted model, not a curated record. The transcript is spliced from 15 exons. Gene Ontology annotation, cellular component: plasma membrane. Gene Ontology annotation, molecular function: ATP hydrolysis activity; ATP binding; ABC-type transporter activity.